Molecule: messenger RNA, 2721 nt
Organism: Toxotes jaculatrix (banded archerfish)
Lineage: Eukaryota; Metazoa; Chordata; Actinopteri; Toxotidae
Gene: enox1
Product: ecto-NOX disulfide-thiol exchanger 1
Exons: 15
Coding region: 177-2066 (629 amino acids)
Biological process (GO): ultradian rhythm
Cellular component (GO): plasma membrane; external side of plasma membrane
Molecular function (GO): protein-disulfide reductase activity; RNA binding
Source: RefSeq, a predicted model, not a curated record
GGAAUCACGAAGUUCACGUGUGUGAUCGACGGUGAGGUGGUGGACGGCGGCUGCCCCUCUGACUGGAUGAGCCCAUCUGCUCACCCAUCCGUCCCUCCGUCCCUCUGUCCUCCCAUCCGCCAAAGGAAGGAUCUGAUGAGAAGACUGCAGACAGAGGAGAGAAGAGACCACCUGCUAUGGCCAGUGCAGCUGAUGGUGCAGGCAGUCUGGGCGGUGAGCAGAACCACCUGAGCGUCCCCGUCGCGGAUCAUGGAGCCUGGGCCACGGCCAUGAACAACCUGGGCAUCGUGCCCGUGGGCAUCAGCGGGCAGCAGCUGGUUUCAGACUCUCUGUGUAUCCAGAGGUUUGACCCCGGGCUGGGCCUCAUCGCACCCAUAAACCCCAUGAUGGCAGGCAUCAGCCUGGUCCCUCCCCCACCCUUACCCCCCGACAUGCCGGUCAUCAAGGAGAUCAUCCACUGCAAGAGCUGCACCCUCUUCCCUCAGAACCCCAACCUCCCCCCUCCGUCGACUCGGGAGCGCCCCCCCGGCUGUAAGACUGUGUUUGUCGGAGGUCUGCCGGAGAACGCCACCGAGGAGAUCAUCAAGGAGGUGUUCGACCAGUGCGGGGAGAUCACCGCCAUCCGCAAGAGCAAGAAGAACUUCUGCCACAUCCGCUUCAGCGAGGAGUUCAUGGUGGACAAGGCUAUUUACCUGUCAGGGUAUCGGAUGCGUAUCGGCUCCAGCACCGACAAAAAGGACUCGGGGAGGAUCCAUGUGGACUUCGCCCAGGCCAGAGACGACCUGUACGAGUGGGAGUGCAAACAGCGUCUGCUGGCCAGGGAGGAAAGACACCGCCGCAAGAUCCACGAGGACCGUCUGCGGCCGCCGUCUCCUCCUCCCAUCGUGCAUUACUCCGAACACGAGGCCGUGCUGUUGGCAGAGAGACUGAAAGAUGACCAUAAAUUCAGCGAGGCCACGGCGGUGCUGUUCACCUGGAUCGACCGGGGCGAAGUGAACCGCAGGACAGCCAAUCACUUCUACUCCAUGAUCCAGUCGGCCAACAGCCAUGUUCGCCGGCUGAUGAGCGAGAAAGCUCAGCACGAGGAGGAGAUGGAGCGCGCCAAAGAGGCCUUCAAGAACGCCCUGCUGGCCAUUUUAACACAGUUCGAGCAGAUCACCGCCGUUUUCACCGCCGCCACCAGGCAAAAGGCAUGGGACCAUUUCUCAAAAGCACAGCGCAAGAACAUAGACAUUUGGCGCAAGCAGUGUGAGGAGCUGAGAAAUGCUCACAGUGAAGAGAUCAUGGGCAUCAGACGGGAGGAGGAGAUGGAGAUGUCAGACGACGAUUCGGACGAAAAUCCCUGCAAGAAGAUGCGCACUGAGGAAAAUGGAGUGUGUGAUCAGAGCCAGGCCUCUCUGAGGGAGGAGAACGACUCCCUGCGCUGGCAGCUGGACUCCUACAGGAGCGAGGUGGAGCUCCUGAGGAAGGAGCAGAGCAAAGUCCGUCCUGAUGACGACCACACGCAUACGCACAAACACCCACACAGUCCAGAGGCUCAGAUCCAGCUGCUGCAGCAGAGCAUGCUCAGCAUGCAGCAGCAACUCCUGAGCCUGCAGGAGAAGCUGAUGAGCAAGGAGGCGGAGCUGGAGCAGGCCAGGGAGGAGCACCGCUGCCUGGAGGGGGAGGUGCUCACGCUCCGAGACAAGCUGGUGAACAGCACGGGAGACGCCGUGGAGGGGACCAACGGAGAGCUGCACGAGAAGGGGAUCAAUGGGUGUGUUCCUUCACUGUACCACAGCAGAGACAGGAGGGCAGAGGUCAUCAUGAGGGGAGGGGUCGCAUCAGAGAAGGAGGCUCUGCUUCUGGGUAUCAUAUCCACCUUCCUCCACGUUCACCCGUUCGGGGCCAACCUGGAGUACCUGUGGUCGUACAUACAGAGGCUGGACUCAAAGGUCUCAGCGGGGGAGCUGGAACGCCUCAUGGUCCGUCUGCCCGGCAUGUUCAGGCAGGAGCUGAGCGGCGUCGGCGCAACUCUGGAGAAGCGAUGGAAGUUCUGCGGCUUUGAGAGCCUGGGCUCGGCGUGACGCAGCGAGGACGCACACACACACACAACGUGGAGAGACGCACGUGACGCCUCAGACCUUUGACCUACCCUGUGUGUGUGUGUGUUGGACGAGGUGCAGACACUGGAAGCUGUGGAAGGGCCAGACAGGUCUCACCCUCCGUCUCUGGACCUGAGUCUGUUUCAGCUGAUCCUUCACUUUGACUUUGGAGGUCGGCGUCCCGCUGCGCUCCGGAUCCGCCGCAGUUUCAACAUCCACCGGCGUUAGCAGGCGUCUCAGUCUUCAAGGCUCGUCCCCUGUCACGGAGACGGACUCAGGUCUGAGACUCCGGCUCACCGCUGUGGUCCGGGACAUGAACCUGGACAUGAACCUGGAAGGGGUGAAUACCUGUGGAAAGGAUGAUGGAAGGAGAGUGAAGGAGAUACUGUAUGAAGCAAAUCACUGAAGCUGCCGCAGGUUCCAAGCUGAAAAAUACUGAUGCUCCGGACUGUGUCUUACUUUUUAACGUGUGCUUACUAACAGUUUAAUAAUCGUUUAGCCAGCGUGUUUUUUUUCCGUGUGUGUGUGUGUGUGUGUGUGUGGUGGAGGAAGGCGGCCAGGCUCCAGGUCCUCGUCUCUCUCAGCGCAGUCAGAGUGAAGUUAGCGACUGUUCUGUUUUUCUUAUUUAAAUAAAGAU